This is a messenger RNA of Aureobasidium vineae, 1608 nucleotides long. The record is from the annotation of a GenBank genome assembly. NCBI's taxonomy places the organism in Eukaryota, Fungi, Ascomycota, Dothideomycetes, Dothideales, Saccotheciaceae.
AUGGACGAGCAUCCUAACGACGUUCUGGUCCAGGGGGACGAGUCGACAUCAGAGUCCCCAUAUGCACCGCAGCCCGAGACCGAGGCCUCACUGGUCUUGAAGGCGACGGCCAAUAGCUAUCCUUUUCUGGUCCACUCGACUGAUACUCUGGCCAACAACCGCCCUCCCAAUGUCGACAACAAGCCUCUGGCACGCCAGAAGCGCAGGAGGACAAGAAAGUCCAAGCCGCUGGAUCCUCGUGAAAUGGCCAUGUAUUCAUCACCGCUCGAUGCCCACACGGCAGAUCACCAAGAAGACUCGUCUUUAAGCCUGGACAACGCCACACACACGACCGAUCCCGCCUCAAUACCCCAAGACAAGACUGCUGCACCCGCCAGCCAGAAUGCCUCGACCUCAUUCAUCGAGGUCCCCAGCUCGCAACCAGAAGCAGCCUCUCAGGACUCGGCGUCGAAACCCGGCUACCUUUCCAACAGACGUAACAAUGCUUCUUUCACUCAACUCGAUUCGCAGGAAACACAACCAGACAGCCAGGACCCGCCGGCAAAGCGACUUAGAAAGUCAGACUCCAAAAUCCGCCUGUCCAUGACGGCAGAUGGUGUUGCUCGUGUCAUUGAUGGAGACGAUCUUACAUCUUCCCCUCCUCGCAAGCUUCCCNCUCCUGUGUCUGCUAGUACAGCUUUCGACGAACCUGCCAGUCAAUCGAACGACCUAUAUCGUACUAACAGCCAGGUCAGUCUUUGCGACACACCAGGCAGCCAAGAGGGCGCCACCAGUCUUCGUCGCAAACCCAGCGGACGAUCUCGUGAUUCACGUGUAUGGUCCUUCUUUGCCGACCGUGGCGCUCGUAGUGAGCUAGAGGACCGUGCCAACCAAGAGGCUAGCGGUGAUGCUGCUGAAGCCAUCUCCCUCUUGCGUCAGCAGGAGAAGGAUCGCGCAUACCACCCUCUAACCCGCGUACCUUCUCUGAAGCGUCUCAAUCCCCAGACCAUCUCCAACGAAGAUCGUGCCGUGAAGCGUCUGCGCCAGAGCCAGUCCUUCAAUGCGCCCCCUCCUUCAUCUGCUCCUUCAGCCGUAGCCGCUACUCCCUUCCGUCAACCUUUGAUGCAACGCUCAUCCUCAGCGCGUAACAUGCAAUCUACAAACAGAAGGCUAGCCCACCACGACCCUCUACUCUUAGCAAAGACGCCCAAACUCAAGCAGACGCCCACCUUUGAGAUUUCGGCCACAGACUCGGACAAGGAAAAUUGGAGUCCUGGAGACCGCCCUUCAGCUUUCAUGGACCGCCAGUUCUUGCAUCAAAUGGCGACUUCACCUGCCGUCAUGCCAUCGACGGUCAAGCGACCCCGUGCACUCGUAGGCUUUCACGAAACGCCCGCGCCUCGCAGUCGUGGCAAACAUGGCAACAGAACUCAAGUCGAGCAUUUGGAUGACGACGAUGAUGAUGAGGAUGUCAUGCAAUUCAUGAAUCAGCCCAGUAGUGGUGUCAGAAAGGACAAGGCGCAUCGUUCGCUUGAGAGAGACGAGCGCCAGAGCUCAGAAGAGGAAGAUUUGAACUGCGUCGAGGGGCUGCUCAAGUUGAGCCAGGGCAACUGGGGCGGUGGCAGGUAA